Molecule: messenger RNA, 1996 nt
Organism: Scylla paramamosain (green mud crab)
Lineage: Eukaryota; Metazoa; Arthropoda; Malacostraca; Decapoda; Portunidae
Product: valine--tRNA ligase-like
Exons: 6
Coding region: 166-1005 (279 amino acids)
Biological process (GO): valyl-tRNA aminoacylation
Cellular component (GO): cytosol
Molecular function (GO): valine-tRNA ligase activity; ATP binding
Source: RefSeq, a predicted model, not a curated record
UUUUAUAAUAGAGCCUCAACUUAUACUAGUCUUGCCUGAAAAUCUCUCGUUUUCUAUCAUUCUCCCAUCCUGCAGGCCUGAGCCCAGACAGAGACCCAGAGAAAUGUAAACAAACGCAGAGUCAGACUUGAUAUACGGGUGAAUUUGUUGCUUUUUAGAGGGGCAAUGGAUCUGUACAUGAGUGAGGUGGCGAGGGGCGUGGCCAGGGGGCGGCUAGCAGCGUGUGCCACCAGGGAAAUGUGUAUGAACAUAAAAAAAGGCGCCUGUCAAGAAAGGUUCGUUCGGUGCAAGGAGUUGGCACAGGAGGUGUCUGAGGCUGUGCAGAGCGGCCGUCUGAACCUGGUGCCACAGCUGCACAGGAGGGCAUGGCAUAGCUGGCUGGACAACAUCACAGACUGGUGUGUCUCCCAGCAACUCUGGUGGGGCCACAGAAUGCCAGUGUACCACAUCACUGCAGCAGACGGCCGGGAGGUGUGGGUGACAGCUGCUCGGAGGAAGAUGCAAGGCGGAAGGCUGUGCAGAAGGAAGACUGUGCUGCUGCAUGGCCUCCUGUGUGAUGGUGGCGGCCACAAGACAUCCAAGUCCUGGGGCAAUGUGAUAAACCCCCUGGAUGUGAUCAGUGGGGCGUCCCUGGAGGUACUGUGUGAGAGGAUGGAGGGGAGCCUGAAUACAGAAGAGGUACUCACUGGUAUCAGGAGGAACUUCCCCACAGGCAUCCCAGAGUGUGGAGCUGAUGCCCUUUGGUUCACCCUGUGCUCCACCAACUUCAAUACUGCACACCCCGUCCUGCAGCCUCAAGGCACUCACCUCUCCUUUUCCAGUCAUGGGUGCCUUGCCUCCUCCUUGCAACACCACCACCACCACCACCACCACUGCUGCCAUUACAUACGAGGGGGAGAGACUGUGAUGUGGCUGCAGGUGGCUAGGUUCGGAGGCCUCCAGAGAGCUGCCCAGAGUGAAGCUUGUGGUAUAGAGGGACAGCUGCUGAUCAUCAAGCUUACAUAGUGACUGGAGGAAAGUGGGAGGAGCCUGGAGGGAGUGAUGGAGGUACAGUACUUGGAGAAAAUCCCUUCACCGUGACAACUGGGUGUCUGCUGUACAGGCCACUGACCAAUGGAGGGAGAGGGAGACUGGCUAAUGGUGGAUGAGAGAGAGAGAGAGUCAUGAUAAAGGAUAUUGAGCACAGACUUCACCACUGGGUCGACUCUGGGGGCCACGUUCUUCUGCUAGAGAAGUACUGACUGGUUGGUGGCCGUGGCUGUUCACGCACUCGCUCUUGCUGUGGCUGGCAUGCUGUUCUGUCCUCUCUUCUUCCAGGAAUUGCUGUCUGAGGUUGUGUGUGUGUGUGUGUGUGUGUGUGUGUGUGUAGAAGCCAUCAUCAUCAACCACAGCAGGUGAUAAUGAUGGUUCCUGCUUUCAUCGUCAUCGGGGCUAGCCAGACCAACCUGGGGCUGUACUCUGGGGUGACGCUGUAUGCCUCAGGUGGGUCUGGAGGGGCUGGGAUAGUUGGUAACAAUUAAAAAAGACUAGUAUACACACAAACCAUUACAAACACUAUGUAAUGCUGGUAUAACACGCACAAACAGACAGUUAAGACAGGUAUACACUUAGAGACAUAUACAAACACUUGCUAUUGGUUGUAUAUUCUUAGAAACACACACACGCUUACUAAGUCUGGUAUACUCGUACACACACAUACUUGUAUACAAACAGUGGGAUACACUUAGAGAUGCAUCCAUACACUUGCUAAAUCUGAUAUACACACAUAAACUCAUAAGAGAUGCUGGUAUAUGCUCAGAAAUCUAUACACAUUAAGUAAGGUUAGUAUACACAAACCUUUACAUAUAUUAGGAAUUUAUGUUCAAUGAUAGAGAUGACUAGUACUCUCUCUCUCUCUCUCUCUCUCUCUCUCUCUCUCUCUCUCUCUCUCUCUCUCUCUCUCUCUCUCUCUCUCUCUCUCUCUCUCUCUCUCUCUCUCUCUCUCUCUCUCUCUCUC